GCCUGAAAUUUGAGUAAUGCAUCGAAAACGAAAUCGUUCUCAUUCUUUCUUUGUCCCGGUAACUGAAAUAUUCAUUAUGUGCCUCGUUUUUCUAGCUCUCCUUCAAUUGUUUAAAUCUCCUUAUCAUUCAUUUUUAGUCCUAAAUUUUAUUUUCUUAGUUGACUGAGCUUAAUGCAUAUCGUUCGGCUACUCAUAUUUUUCUACAUCAUUAUAUAUUUGCUUAAUUUUGUCUGUUUUAUCUUAAACUACUGCACUUACGUUGGAUAUAAUGCACAUUCGUGACAUCCAUCUGAGCUACCUGUCCCUACCACUUAAAUAUUUCAACAAGUUAUCUAAUUUUGUUUGAUUUAAUACAUCAUUAUGGCUAUUAAUCGCAUAACCUAUUCAGGUACGUUUCUGAAAAGUCUACAACCUUUCGUUGUACAAGUUACAAAAGGCCCAACCAGAGAUAUUGUGUUUGCUGGCAAUAUGCAACGAAAAGAAUGUACAUUAUUUGGAUGUCGAUUGACUGGACUGAUAACUUCUAGCUGGCGAUCACUCAAUAUUUAUCAUCAGGAUCGACCAAAAAGUAAGAAAUAUACUGUGCUGACAAUUCUAUUUUUUACCAAAAAUAUAAUAUUGAAUCAAGCUAAUAAUAAUAAUAAUAGUUAUAUAUUCUAAAGAUUGGUUCUACAACUAAAAUGGUUCUAUACACACGAACAGUUUACGUCAACUGGAGUGAGAAAGUUUCUAAAGAAACUACAAGGUCGCUGUUUACCACUUGUUCAUGAGCGAUUUCAGUCUACUCUAUCGGAUUCACAUCGUUUGAGAAGCUUAAUUAUAGUUUCGCCUA
Schistosoma haematobium is the source of this 832-nucleotide messenger RNA. RefSeq lists its product as uncharacterized. Lineage: Eukaryota; Metazoa; Platyhelminthes; Trematoda; Strigeidida; Schistosomatidae. The transcript has a single exon. The record is from RefSeq and is a predicted model, not a curated record. The coding region runs from base 361 to 660 and encodes 99 amino acids.